GUGAAGGAAGCGGUGCUGAGAUCGAUAGGGUGAAACUGAGUGUUGCGUUAAAAGCGUUGUACUUCCCUUUCUCUGUCCUGGAAACUUCAUGUUGGUUGGCUUCCGAAGUGAUACACGAGCGCUGAGCAAAAAUCCGUGGUUUCAGGAGUACAAGAAGUGCGUGGAUUUCUUCUUGCUGUGCGUUCUUCUUGCAGAUUUUAAUUUAAAAAAAUAGAACGAUUUUUUGAGCACUCCCUUACGCAGUGCAAACCCUGUGCUUAGCUUUCCGCUCAGAGGCACACAGGUCUCUUGCACAACCCUCUGCCCUGUACAGGCAGCCCGCCGCCGCGGCUGCCCUCCCGGCUGCGAGGCCAGGCAGGCGGGCAGCGUGGCGUGGGCUGGCAGCCACUGCCCAGGGAAACGCCUUUGGGGCAGCGCUCCCUCCACCUGUCCUCACUGCCCCGCUACAGCUCGUCACUGUUCAGCCUUCGCUAGCUAAUGGUAAGGGCGGGAGGGGGGUCCUAACGGAGAAGUGACUUGCUGAAAAUACGACUUGGCAAGCCCUCCGUGGCAAAUCCGGUUCGGAUGGAAACUGCUUGAGUACUGUGUGAGGCCGCAGCCGGCUAUCUUCAAGAGGGAUCCACUUCAGACAGGGCAGGGCAGUGUAACCGUCACACUCGAUGUGCAGCUGCUUUCUCGGAGGGAGUCCCUGAGAUGGCAGCAAUGGCAGAAUUCAACAACGUCCAUUCAGUGACUGAAAUGCCAGAAGGAGACGAUGCUAAACGCAGUUUCCAUCACAGAAUGUUCUUGGAACCCCAAGAGAAGAAGAGGAGCAUGAAGGCUCUGAUGGUUAAGCAAGCAAAGAAAACUUGCAGCUGCACUCCAGCCAAAGUUAAAGACUAUGUUUUCAGUUUCUUUCCUGUCUUGCAGUGGCUUCCUAAAUACAAACUAAGAGAGUACCUACUGGGAGACAUAAUGUCUGGUGUGAUUGUGGGGGUGUUACUAGUCCCACAGUCAAUUGCCUAUUCUCUCUUGGCUGGGCAAGAGCCUAUUUAUGGCCUUUAUACAUCCUUUUUCGCCAGCAUUAUUUAUUUCAUAUUUGGAACCUCCCGCCACAUCUCAGUUGGCAUCUUUGGUGUGCUUUGCCUGAUGGUGGGACAAGUGGUGGAUCGUGAAAUGCAGAGAGCUGGCUAUGACUUAGAACCAGCUGCGCUCAGUGUCCUCACAGAUACAGCAGCGUAUGUAAACACCACCAUUUCGCCUGUGAAUCAGACAUUGCAGAAGCUGCUCUGUGAUAAAAGCUGCUAUGCAAUUACAGUGGGAGCCACCAUGACCUUCAUAGCUGGCGUUUAUCAGGUGGCCAUGGGUUUCUUUCAAGUGGGCUUUGUCUCAGUGUACCUCUCCGAUUCAUUGCUGAGUGGAUUUGUCACGGGUGCCUCCUUCACCAUCCUAACCUCACAAGCCAAGUAUCUCCUGGGCCUAGACAUUCCACGGAGCAGUGGCAUUGGCUCCCUCAUAGCCACGUGGAUAAACAUUUUCAGAAACAUACACAAGACCAACAUCUGUGAUCUCAUCACCAGCUUCUUGUGCUUUCUUGUACUUAUCCCAACCAAAGAGCUUAACGAAUAUUUUAAAUCCAGGCUCAAGGCUCCAAUACCAGUUGAACUAGUCGUGAUUGUGGCAGCUACUCUGGCAUCUCACUUUGGGAAGCUGAGAGACACUUACGGCUCGAGUGUUGCUGGACACAUCCCAACUGGGUUUCUGCCACCCCGCCCUCCAGACUGGAACCUGAUUCCUAAUGUGGCCUUGGAUGCUAUCCCCAUAGCUAUUAUUGGCUUUGCCAUCACUGUCUCCCUCUCAGAAAUGUUUGCCAAGAAGCAUGGUUACUCCGUGAGGGCCAACCAGGAAAUGUAUGCCAUUGGCUUCUGCAACAUCAUUCCCUCUUUCUUCCAUUGCUUCACAACAAGCGCAGCUCUUGCCAAAACUCUUGUCAAAGAGUCCACAGGCUGUAGGACACAAAUGUCUGGCAUGGUGACUAGUUUGGUAAUCCUAUUAGUCCUCCUUGUGAUUGCACCUUUAUUUUAUUCCCUUCAGAAAUGUGUCCUUGCUGUCAUAACCAUUGUAAACCUCAGAGGAGCCCUGCGGAAGUUCAAGGACCUGCCAAAAAUGUGGCAUUUGAGCAGAGUGGACACAGUGAUCUGGCUAGUUACUAUGGCAGCCUCAGCACUCAUCAGUACUGAGAUUGGUCUUUUGGUUGGUGUUUGCUUCUCUAUGCUCUGCGUCAUUUUCCGAACUCAGAGACCGGAGGCACCGCUGCUUGGCUGGGUGGCAGAGUCUGAGACAUAUGAAUCCCUGUCUGCUUACAAGAACUUGCAAACCAAGCCAGGGAUUGUCGUGUUCCGAUUCGAAGCACCCCUCUACUACAUCAACAAAGAGUGCUUUAAAUCCACCCUGUACAAGCAAACUGGAGUCAACCCAGCCUGGGUGAAGGAAGCGAAGAAAAAGGCAGCAAAAAGAAUGCUUAGAGAGAAAGAGGUGGAUUCUAGUGGCAACCAGACCAGCAUCUCCAUGGAUUUUGUCUCUGAACCCCUGGGGUUUCACACAAUAGUGAUCGACUGUUGUGCAGUACAGUUUCUGGACACAGCAGGAAUACGCACGCUCAAAGAGGUCUGCAAGGACUACAGGGAGAUAGAUAUCCAGGUGCUACUGGCCCAGUGCAAUCCUUCGGUGAGGAGUUCCCUGAUCCGAGGAGAAUUUUUUAAAGAGGGGGAGGACCACCUUCUCUUCCACAGUGUGCACCAGGCUGUGGACUUUGCAUUGGAUGCACAGGGGCACAGUGGGACGAGCGCUUCUAAGAACUAGCAGUGGGAAGGCAGCAAAUUGGAACAAAGCCUGGGAAAAAAUGGCUGUGGGUCUGUAUGUCUAUGCAAUAUAUAUGCACUCAGACAAAAAGAGGCAGGGUUGUUAACACACUGGUUACUAUGCAGUCUGUUUUGAUGCUUUAAAUUUGCCUGCCUGGGUAUAGUGAUUCAAUAGGUGGUACUGAAUGAAGGAAAUUUCUUAACUUGAUUAUGGCCAAUCUGUGAAUCUAAGAGUUUUCAUAUGAUUGUUCAUCUCAUUUCUCUUCUCUCUUGAACUUUCUAUGUCUCAGUUCCCCUCUGAGUUUUGAUUGUCAGCAUUGAAGUCUUUAUUGCAACCCCAUCUUUAUGGAUCAGACAGAAUUUUGAAGUAGUCUAGGCAUCCUGUCCAGCCAAAUAAUGAGAGGCAACUCAUUUCUUGUCCCUUGUUCUGGCAUUUCUUUUCCAUAUCACCACAGCCUUGUAUUUUCUACAGAAUGACCGACGGGAACUGUUUGCUCUGGUCUUUACUGUGGAGUGAUUGGUCGGUGAUUUUGUAACCUCCCUGAAUUUGAGACAGAUAGAUAAAUAAAAUCUAAACAUGCAUGAAAA
Harpia harpyja (harpy eagle) is the source of this 3428-nucleotide messenger RNA. RefSeq names its product solute carrier family 26 member 2 (gene SLC26A2). The coding region runs from base 694 to 2841 and encodes 715 amino acids. Gene Ontology annotation, cellular component: membrane. The record is from RefSeq and is a predicted model, not a curated record. Gene Ontology annotation, biological process: transmembrane transport. The transcript has 3 exons. NCBI's taxonomy places the organism in Eukaryota, Metazoa, Chordata, Aves, Accipitriformes, Accipitridae. Gene Ontology annotation, molecular function: oxalate transmembrane transporter activity; secondary active sulfate transmembrane transporter activity; chloride transmembrane transporter activity.